Messenger RNA from Boleophthalmus pectinirostris (great blue-spotted mudskipper), 4280 nucleotides. It is a transcript of the gene prkd3, whose product is annotated as protein kinase D3. Bases 406 to 3135 code for a protein of 909 amino acids. The transcript is spliced from 19 exons. NCBI's taxonomy places the organism in Eukaryota, Metazoa, Chordata, Actinopteri, Gobiiformes, Gobiidae. The record is from RefSeq and is a predicted model, not a curated record. Gene Ontology annotation, biological process: protein phosphorylation. Gene Ontology annotation, molecular function: protein serine/threonine kinase activity; ATP binding.
AAUCUAACCCGGGACGCGCCGUCGUGCUUUUGGCUGCGAGAGGAGACCAGUAAAGUUUCGGGACUGCUUUCCUCACUUGAUGAAGUUACAAAGUUUCUUCAGUCACAAUGGAAAGAAAGGCGCCCUUCGCCGACUGUGGAGGCAUCCUGUGGUCACAGUGGACUUCACGGAGAAGGAGCUCCAUAUGAAGUUUGUUGAAGUGUUUGCAGAGUGUUGGGGGCCACUCUUAUAACAGUUUAAUAAAAAGGACUGGAUAUAUAAGAUUGUUCCUAUUUAAGAGACCAAAUGUAACUCACUAAAAGAGAGGACUACUGUAUAGACCUUUUGACUCUUUGAGUGGAUAUCCACACAUUUUAAUACAACUGAGACUUAAUCAUUGUUCACGUCACUAUCGGAAAAACUCCAAUGUCUGCCUCGUCUCCCCCAGCCUUACCUCGAGCCUUCCUCCACACUCUCCCUCCUCACCACCCUCCGCCCUCAGUUGCACCAUCCACCCCAUCUCCGUCUCCAAGUCCACCUGGGCCAGUCUACACACGGCUAUCAAACGGCAGCCACAACGCCCCCAGCCCCACUAACUCCCGCGGUUCCUUCCAAGGGGUGUCCUUCCUGCUGCAAAUUGGCCUGACUAGAGAAACAGUCAACCUAGAUCCCAGUGACCCAUCGCUGUCAUCUGUCAAAGAUCUAGUCUGCUCCAUUGUGGACCAGAAGGUAAACAUCCUCCCAUUAAAGUCUGCUCAUUUUGAAUUUCCAGAAUGUGGCUUCUUCGGAAUGUAUGACAAGAUCCUGCUCUUCCGCCACGACUUGCACGAUGACAACAUCCUGCAGCGUCUCACCUCAGCGGAGGACAUCCACGAAGGGGACCUCAUUGAAGUGGUUCUCUCAGCUCAAGCUACAGUUGAAGACUUCCAGAUUCGCCCUCAUGCGCUGUACGUGCACUCGUACAAAGCUCCCACCUUCUGUGACUACUGUGGGGAGAUGCUGUGGGGCCUGGUCCGGCAGGGCCUCAAGUGUGAAGGAUGUGGGCUAAACUACCACAAGCGUUGUGCCUUUAAGAUCCCGAACAACUGUACUGGAUUCAAAAAAAGAAGGUUGUCUAAUGUCUCACUGCCCGGACCAUCGCUGUCAGCCCCACGGCCCCCUCCAAUUGAGAGUGCUGUGGUUGUCCUGGAUGAGCAGCAGAGGUCCCAUCAGGAAGCGGGUAAACGGAUUCUCUCAUGGAGUGGACGGCCCAUCUGGAUGGAGAAGAUGGUUCUGGGUCGGGUUAAAGUCCCACACACUUUUGCUAUUCACACGUACACCCGCCCCACUAUCUGCCAGUACUGUAAACGCCUGCUCAAGGGCCUUUUUCGACAGGGAAUGCAAUGUAAAGACUGUCGAUUCAACUGCCAUAAGAGAUGUGCUUCAAAGGUACCGAGAGACUGUCUGGGGGAGGUGGAUUUCAAUGGAGAGCCUGCGAGCCCUGGUCCAGAUUCAGACACUACCAUGGACACAAUGGAGGUAGACAGUGGCGACAUUGAUGGCAGUCGAAGUCUGGACGACCCAGAGGAGCCAUCCACACCAGACGAGAGGAUGUUUGACAUGGAUUCACCCUUUUUAGACAGAGAGAAGGACGAGGAGCCCAUAAAAACUAUAAGUCCUUCCACUAGUAGCAACAUCCCCCUGAUGCGGGUGGUCCAGUCCAUCAAACACACUAAAAGGCGGAGCUCCACUGUGGUGAAGGAGGGCUGGAUGGUUCACUAUACCAGCAGGGACAACCUGCGGAAGCGACAUUACUGGAGACUGGACAGCAAGAGUCUGACCCUCUUCCAGAAUGACACUGGCGCCAAGUUCUAUAAAGAAAUUCCUCUGUCUGAGAUCCUCCAGGUUGAACCACCAAGGGACUACCGGAACCUGGCACAGGGCAGUAACGCACACUGCUUUGAGAUCAUCACGGCCACCAUGGUGUACUAUGUGGGGGAGAAUAAUGGCAGUCACUACCACAGCCCUGCUCUGGCCGCCUCAGGAGUGGGUCUGGAUGUGGCUCAGGGCUGGGAAAAAGCCAUCAGACAGGCCCUCAUGCCAGUGACCCCUCAGCCCAGUGUGGCCUGUGGAACUGGAGCGGGCAAAGAUCACAAAGAGCUGUCCAUCAGCAUAUCUGUGUCUAACUGCCAGAUCCAGGAGAAUGUGGAUAUUGCUUCAAUCUAUCAAAUAUUUUCUGAUGAAGUGCUGGGAUCUGGACAGUUUGGCAUUGUUUAUGGAGGCAAACAUCGCAAGACCGGCAGGGAUGUGGCAAUCAAGGUCAUUGACAAGAUGAGAUUUCCCACUAAACAGGAGAGUCAGCUUAGAAAUGAGGUGGCCAUUUUACAGAACCUGCAUCAUCCGGGAAUCGUCAACUUGGAGUGUAUGUUUGAGACACCAGAGCGAGUCUUUGUUGUCAUGGAGAAGUUGCAUGGCGAUAUGCUGGAGAUGAUCCUGUCCAGUGAGAAGAGCAAACUACCUGAACGCAUCACCAAAUUCCUUGUCACACAGAUCCUUGUGGCCUUGAGGCAUCUGCACUUCAAAAACAUAGUUCACUGUGACCUAAAGCCUGAAAACGUACUACUAGCCUCUGCUGAGCCCUUUCCUCAGGUAAAGUUGUGUGAUUUUGGAUUUGCCCGUAUAAUUGGAGAGAAGUCCUUCCGGCGGUCGGUAGUGGGCACGCCUGCGUACCUGGCUCCAGAGGUCCUGCGUAGUAAAGGCUAUAACCGCUCCUUGGACAUGUGGUCAGUGGGGGUCAUUGUGUAUGUGAGCCUGAGUGGGACAUUUCCUUUCAAUGAGGACGAGGACAUUAAUGACCAGAUACAGAACGCUGCAUUUAUGUACCCCCCUGCUCCCUGGAAGGACAUCUCCACAGAGGCUAUUGAUUUGAUCAAUAAUCUCCUACAAGUCAAGAUGAGAAAGAGAUAUAGCGUUGACAAAUGUCUGAGCCAUCCCUGGUUACAAGACUACCAAACAUGGUUGGACCUGCGUGAGUUUGAGACGCGGCGAGGGGAGCGUUACAUCACCCAUGAGAGCGAUGAUGCGCGCUGGGAGGAGUACGCUGAUGAGCACUGUCUUGUUUACCCCAAACACUUCAUCAUGGCUCCUAACCUAGAUGACAUGGAUGAGGACCCCUAGUGGAGAAGGACACUUUGUGCACGUGGGAUAUUGGUGCAAAGACUUUUUAACCUGACACUUUGGGAGCUGUGGAUUUCCCCUUCAGAACCCCCAGAACAGUUUGUUGUGGAAACAGUUUUAAAAUAAGGUGGGGAAUUGCCCUGUAGAGACUUAAAUAACAUAAGAAAUAUCAGGAAAUGUGGGGGAAGUGUACCACAAAAAGUGACUGUUGGCAAAAAACUCUUGACUUCUCCUUUUAUGAACUUAAGUCAUUCCAUGUUUGUGUUAUGUUUUUGUUGAUUGUGAAGUCUGAAUCUUCCAUGCUUAGCUAUACAAUCAGCAAUACAAAAUGCAAAACGUAAAUUAAUGUCUGUUUUUUAAUGAAGGAUGGGAGACCAGAGAGCUUACCCAAAUAAGGAGUUAAGGGCAACUGUCACAAGGGAUUCACGGUGUCCAUUCAUUCUUUGUCUUAAAACUGGAACAGGCUAAUUUUCAGUUCACUCAUUGUGUUAGGCAUUUGCACUAUGUUAUUUACAAAUGAACAUGGCAAAUGGACAGAAAACACUAUACGCUGCUACAGUUCUUGGACACCCAGGUUGGUCCUGAGCACAGAAGGGGGUACAGCGCACAGCCACACGAGCAGGUACAUGUCUCUACUCCAAGGAGAAUGAGCUGCUAGUGGCACAAUGGUCUUCUCAUUGUUUCCUUAAAAUGUGUUCAAUUUAAUGUAUUCUUAAUUUUGUUAUUUUUGUUGUUUAAAUUAACAUCGUGAGUAUUUUACUUGUUUCAAAACCAAACUCUGAAAAGUUUCUUAAUGCAAUAAUGGAGCCACCCCAAGCCAGCAACGUGCAACAUGGACUCUUUUUGAGCAGCACACUCCUGUCUACAGACCUAUUUUCAUGUGAUCUAUUUCUUGAAUAUGUGUUACAAUGCUUUGAACGUGAUUCCUUUGUCAAAGACUCUAUCCGUUGGAUGUUACAUUUGUAUAUGAAGUUUUUAUCGUCCAUUUUGUAUGAAUUGAAACUAUGACAGUUUGGCACAGAAGUUGGGAGUACAUUCCAUUUUCCUAUUCCUUCCUAUCUAUGGUCUAUGUUGCCACUGGAUUGGCAGGUGUCAGUGUUUUGUAUAUUUCAGAUACCUAUGGAAUAAAACAUCUUUAACUUUAA